GUGUCGGAUGAUGACUUAUGUCCUCGGGAGUGAUUGGAUGGCAGCAAAAUUUAUAAACGAGCACAGGACGAUUGGAGCCUGUUUUCCAGUUUCGAAGAAGAAGAAGAGUGAAUCAAAGGUCGUCAUGAGCGGAUGUCCUUACUUUGAGAAGAGGCAUUUGUUGUUUAAAAACCGGCCUCCACAACCCGAAGAAGAAGAAGAAGAUGCCGCUCAGGCAGGCGUCAACCGGGCCAGUAAAGGCGGCAUCAUCUAUGGAGACUACCUCAACCUGGAUAAAAUAGUGACAGCUCAAGUGCUGCAGAGUGAAGUGAAGGGGAAUAAGAUUCACGAUGAGCACCUUUUCAUCGUCACCCAUCAAGCCUACGAACUGUGGUUCAAACAGAUCUUGUUUGAACUGGACUCCGUCCGUGAGAUCUUCAUUAGUGGACACGUGCGAGAUGAACGCAACAUGCUUAAAGUCAACACUCGCAUCCAUCGAAUUGUGAUGAUCUUCAGACUGCUGGUGGACCAGUUUGCCGUGCUGGAGACCAUGACAGCCUUAGACUUUUUUGACUUUAGGGAAUAUCUGUCUUCGGCCUCUGGCUUCCAAAGCCUUCAGUUCCGGCUCCUGGAGAACAAGAUUGGGGUUCCUGACAACCUGAGGGUGCCGUACAACAGGCAGCACUAUCGGGAUAUCUUCAAGGGUGAAGACAACGAGAAGCUGACCACCACCGGAAUGGAGCCAACGCUCCUAAAACUAGUGGAGGAGUGGCUGGAGAGAACUCCUGGCCUGGAAGUGGAUGGCUUCAACUUCUGGGGAAGGCUGGAGACCAACAUAUUUGAUGGACUCCAUAAGGAGGGAGUGGAGAUUGAGAAAAUGUCCGACUGUGAGGACAAAGAGGAGCUGAUGGCCGAGCUGCUGAAACAGAAGGAGCUCUUCACGUCUUUGUUUGACGUUAAGCGUCACGAGCACCUUCUCAGCAAAGGUGAGAGACGGCUGUCCUAUAAAGCUCUGCAAGGCGCCCUCAUGAUCUACUUCUAUAGGGAGGAACCAAGGUUCCAGGUUCCAUUCCAGCUGCUCACCUCCCUCAUGGACAUCGACACGCUCAUGACCAAGUGGAGAUACAAUCAUGUAUGCAUGGUGCACCGUAUGAUUGGCAGCAAGGCCGGCACUGGGGGGUCAUCUGGCUACCACUACCUGAGAUCCACUGUCAGUGAUCGCUACAAGGUCUUUGUGGACCUCUUCAACCUGGCCACCUUCCUAGUGCCUCGCCACUGGGUCCCCAAGCUGAACCCCAACGUCCACACCUUCCUCUACACGGCCGAAUGUUGUGACAGCUCCUACUGCAGCAGCGAGGAUUCUGACUAAGCCCCCUUUUUAGCCGACAAAUCAAUUUUUUCCCCCUACACACUAAACCGCAUCAUUGUACAUUAAACACACCAUGGUCCCGCCAUUACCGUCUUUCAAAACCUCCAAAAAAUCCCACUUGGCUAUCUUAAAGGGAUGUAAAUACAAUUAUUAGUGCUAAUAUUUGAUGGUCAGCAUCUAAAACUAUGAAAUAUAUAUUGUAUAUAAUGUUGAUAAUUAUCAGCCACAACAAUAGGUAAACCAAAUGAAAUUAAAGUAUAUAAAAAUAUACAUAUAUUAUAAUUGGAUGUGCAUGUGUACCUAAUGAUGUGGCUGGUGAGUGUAGAUGCUGUAUAGACAUGUGAAUAAUUGUUUUUAAAUAUGAUGUAUGUAUUUAUGCAGCGAUAUCCGUAAUCGUUGUGUACAUUCAUUUAUAACCGAUGUCACCUUUUUCCUAUUUAAAUAUACAUAUUUGUUGUACAUAGCAUGUGUUAUUGUUUUGACAGUUAUGGACUGUUUGUGUGCAUUAUUAAAGGCCUCAUUAAAAUGCA
Molecule: messenger RNA, 1878 nt
Organism: Doryrhamphus excisus (bluestripe pipefish)
Lineage: Eukaryota; Metazoa; Chordata; Actinopteri; Syngnathiformes; Syngnathidae
Gene: tdo2a
Product: tryptophan 2,3-dioxygenase a
Molecular function (GO): metal ion binding; heme binding; L-tryptophan 2,3-dioxygenase activity
Source: RefSeq, a predicted model, not a curated record